AAACAUCUUCACCUUAUAUAAUUAAACAUAUUAAUUCAUUAGUUUAGGAUAAUCUCAGGAUUCCAGAAGAAAACAGAGCCUACAACUUGAAAUCUGCCCACUCCUGCUGUGGAACACUUGUUGUUGACUAAGGGAUUUCAACAGGGCGGGACUUGCUACUCUUUCCUUUUCCACGGGCUGCUGUUCCUUGUGGUCUAAAUAGAUUUUUUUUCCCCUUGCAACUGGGGAAGUGUCGGAAUGUGGGCGGGGUAGGGGAGACGCCGUCCUGCAAGCGCGCUUGGCUGGGUUACUAGAAAACGGCUCUCCGCCUCGCCUGCGCCUCCGUCGGUGCCGCCCAGGAGCGCAAGGAAAACAGCCGCGGUUUGGCAAUGUGGCGGCUUCUCCGCAGCAGCCUCCUGCAGCUCGGCCGUCGGGGUUCUCCCUCCCUCAUGCCUCCUGGUGCGUUGGGGAGCUUUGGGGUAAGACCCAGAACUGUAGCCUCGAACCAUGCAUAUAGCACAGGUGAGAGGAACGCCACUAAGCCCACUGAGCGCUUUCCGCUACCUAAGGAGGAGGAUUUGCCAAACGAUAUAGCAGAGCUUAUGAAGAGAGAAGAAGCAAAGCGUGGGUUUUUGCCCAACGUGCUCAAGGUGAUGUCUCACCGCCCAGUAGAACUCAGAGCAUUCCUUGCUUAUUUCAGUGCCGUCGUGAACAAGGAGACAGGAAACCUUAGCAUGGCUGACAAAGAGCUCAUUAUCGUGGCUACGAGUGUUGCAAACAAGGUCCCCUACUGUGCAAUUGCACACAGUGCCUUACAUCGGAUGUACUCUAAGAAACCAGUGCUGGCAGAUCAGAUCAUGGUGAACUGGAAAAUGGCUGACCUAAGUGAUCGCGAGGUAGCCAUGCUCGAGUUUGCACUCGCUGUCUGUCGAGCAGAUACCAUCACCAAAGAACACUUUCAGAAGCUGGAGGCACACGGGUUUGACCGAGAAGAUGCCUGGGACAUAGGCGCCAUUUCAGCCUUUUUUGCCAUGGCAAAUCGCAUAGCUCAGUUCACAGAUAUGCAGCCAAACCCAGAAUACUACACCAUGGGAAGGACACUGAGAGAGAAAGAGAAGACCAAAUAGCAUCCAAAUCUUUGGAAGGAAAUUGGACUCCAGAUGCUAGGGCCAAAGUUCACUAAUUAGUAAGUGGCGGGUACAAGUUAAAAAUGGCAGUCAAAGAAUCCAAUGAGAAGGGAAAUGUACUUUCUAUUGCACAAUAGUCCUGAAGUGCUAUUUUUCUAGAAAAAGAGGUGCUGGAACUCACCAUGAAUGCCUCCCUUGUUCUCUUAUAAUGGCACCCACUUAAGAGGUGCUGGAACUGAGUUCAGGUAAGCCCCCCCCCCCCCCCGAAAAAAAGCCCUGCUGAAGAGGAUAGCCCUUUACAAGUACUAUAUAUAAACUAUACCCCUAUAUAUCUUCUUAGGAACAUUUCCAUCUGCUCCAUCUCAAACUCAAAUCAUAAAGAUGUGAAAGGUUUCCCAAGUUAUCUGUUAAAAUUAAUAGGGUGAGCCUACGAAGAGUAAUUACGGAGCCUCUCAUUUCAUCAUCCUGUGUCUUCCAGGAAGUCAAUAUUUAACCCUGGUAUGCUAGGAAGCCAGUGAAAAUAUAAAGCUAAAUAAAUAACCAAGAAAGUAAAUCUCUGCAGGUUUAAUGAUGUACUUUGAUCAUUGGAUUCCAUUUCAGACUGGUAAAUAAGUAAGAUAAAAAUGGUCAAG
This is a messenger RNA of Podarcis muralis (Common wall lizard), 1738 nucleotides long. RefSeq lists its product as uncharacterized. Lineage: Eukaryota; Metazoa; Chordata; Lepidosauria; Squamata; Lacertidae. Gene Ontology annotation, molecular function: peroxiredoxin activity. The record is from RefSeq and is a predicted model, not a curated record.